Molecule: messenger RNA, 2571 nt
Organism: Arvicanthis niloticus (Nile rat)
Lineage: Eukaryota; Metazoa; Chordata; Mammalia; Rodentia; Muridae
Gene: Rgs3
Product: regulator of G protein signaling 3
Cellular component (GO): nucleus; plasma membrane
Molecular function (GO): protein binding
Source: RefSeq, a predicted model, not a curated record
AGGAGGAAGAGGAGGAGAAGUAGGAGGAGGAAGAGGAGGAGGGACGAGUGAUGCAAGGAUUUUGAAAAAAAAAAAAAAGAAGAAGAAGAAGAAAACGCUACCUCCAUGUGGGAGGUGGAACCUGGUCAUUUGGUUCUGCUUUUCCCAGCAGGUACCGCUCCCCUGGGGAACUUGGAUGUUUGAGACAGAGGCAGAUGAGAAGGAGAUGCCCCUGGUGGAGGGGAAGGGGCCAGGUGCUGAGGAACCCACACCCAGCAAAGAUCCCUCUCCUGGCCAGGAGCUUCCUCCAGGACAAGACCUCCCACCUAGGAAAGACCCCUCUCCCAGCCAGGAGCUUCCUCCAGGACAAGACCUCCCACCUAGAAAAGACCCUUCUCCUAGCCAGGAGCUUCCUCCAGGACAAGACCUCCCACCCAGGAAGGACUCCUUCUCAGACCAAGAAGCUGCUCCUGGCCCAGAGUCACCGUCCAGUGAAGACACAGCGAUCCACCCAAAGUCCCCUCAAAGCCCAGAAAUCUCAACAAGCAAGGACUCCCCACCAGACCAGGGAUCCUCUCCAACCACAGAACUUCCAUCUUGCCAGGGCCUUCCUUCUGGUCAAGAAUCUACUAGCCAGGACCCUUUGUUCAGUCAAGAGGCCCCUGUUAUCCCAGAAUCCUCUGCCUCCGUCCAGAACCAUCUACCAUCUCAGGAGUCAUCUCCCAGCCAGGGCUCCCCACCAGAGAAGGCCCUUGCUGAGCAGACCAUCAGCUCUGGGGAGCUACCAGCAGCCACUGCAGCUGAACCUCCAGCCUCCAGACCUAACUUUGUGAUCCCCGAGGUCCGACUGGAUAGUGCCUACAGCCAGCAGGAUGGGGCCCACGGAGGCAGCUCUGGUGAGGACGAAGAUGCCGAAGAGGGAGAGGAGGGGGAAGAAGGGGAGGAAGAUGAGGAGGACGACACUAGCGACGACAACUUCGGGGAUCGUAGUGAGGCCAAGCGCAGCAGCCUGAUUGAGACUGGCCAAGGCGCUGAGGGCGGCCUCUCGUUGCGUGUACAGAACUCGCUGCGGCGCCGGACGCACAGCGAGGGCAGCCUGCUGCAGGAGGCCCGUGGGCCCUGCUUUGCCUCUGAUACCACCCUACACUGCCCUGAUAGUGAGGGCACCACAUCCACCUGGGCCAUCCCUUCACCCCGCACCCUCAAAAAAGAACUGGGUCGCAAUGGAGGCUCCAUGCAUCACCUUUCCCUGUUCUUCACUGGACACAGGAAGAUGAGUGGAACUGACCUCGCAGAUGAUGAUGAAGCCUCCCGGAAGAGAAAGAGCAAAAACAUAGCCAAGGACAUGAAGAAUAAGCUGGCUAUCUUCAGGCGGCGGAAUGAAUCUCCUGGGGCCCAGCCAGCCAGCAAGACAGACAAGACAACCAAGUCCUUCAAGCCUACCUCGGAGGAAGCCCUCAAGUGGAGUGAGUCCCUGGAAAAGCUGCUGCUUCAUAAAUAUGGCUUAGAAGUGUUCCAGGCCUUUCUUCGCACUGAGUUCAGUGAGGAGAACCUGGAGUUUUGGCUGGCUUGUGAGGAUUUCAAGAAGGUCAAAUCACAGUCCAAGAUGGCAGCCAAAGCCAAGAAGAUCUUUGCUGAAUUCAUUGCGAUCCAGGCUUGCAAGGAGGUAAACCUGGACUCGUACACACGAGAACACACCAAGGAGAACCUGCAGAGCAUCACCCGAGGCUGCUUUGACCUGGCACAAAAACGUAUCUUUGGGCUCAUGGAGAAGGACUCUUACCCUCGCUUCCUUCGCUCUGACCUCUACCUGGACCUCAUUAACCAGAAGAAGAUGAGUCCCCCGCUCUAGGGACCACCAGUAUCCAGCUCAGCGUUCACACCAAGCGGAGCGGGCUCCCUGCCCACCCGCCUCCCUUCCCUGUGACAGAGGGGGCAAGUAAGCCCCCAGAGGCUGUGUCUCCAGACAGACAGAUGGACAUUUGAAUUCAAGGCCUGGACUGAGAGAGACCCAGGCCACUACAGGAAGUAGGAGGACCAGCCGCAUCAGGUCCUUAACGCCCUGGUACGAGGGGACCAAGGGCCCUGGCAGGUCAGGGCCCUGGAGGAGCCAGAUCAGGAGCUGUGGCUCCCUGCUUUGGAGAUUUGGAGAUUUCCCGCUGACCAAGUUCCUUUGAGAACUGGCUGGGGUGGGGGCAGGAGGCCCAUGCCUGGGCUCUAGGUCCAUCCUGGAGGCUGUUGGGCCUUCCCCCUUUGAGUUUUAUUUAUUUAAACAGUAGUUGGAUGCUUGGCACAUGAACUGUAAUAGGAAAGCUCUCACCCUGUCAGUUUUCUUAACUUACAAGUGCAAUAUCUUACCCAAGGCCUUGCGAAGGCCACCUGUAGGGGUGGUCACCAUCCUACAGUUUCAGGGCAUUUGCUGGUCCCAGGAACCAGUGGUGGCAGCUGGGCCUUCUAGACUGACAAGGCUUUGGGGGGAUGCUACAGAAAUCUGGUACCCCCCUAGGUGCCCAAGAGAUCUGGAAAAGCAUAGUGCCCUUCGGCCACACAGAAACAAGUUCUGGGGCAAAUAAAAGGCCUGUGAUAUUCUCA